Molecule: messenger RNA, 1683 nt
Organism: Morone saxatilis (striped sea-bass)
Lineage: Eukaryota; Metazoa; Chordata; Actinopteri; Moronidae
Gene: dera
Product: deoxyribose-phosphate aldolase (putative)
Exons: 9
Coding region: 110-1066 (318 amino acids)
Biological process (GO): deoxyribonucleotide catabolic process; carbohydrate catabolic process
Cellular component (GO): cytoplasm
Molecular function (GO): deoxyribose-phosphate aldolase activity
Source: RefSeq, a predicted model, not a curated record
GCUGAAGAGCACCGGAAACUGGAGCAGUUGAGUAGUCCGGAAGUGGAGUUUUGACAGGUCAGUUCGGCUCGCAGUGGAAUUUGAAUCUCUGCUCGUCAAAGCCUUUAACAUGUCGGCCAGGAACCCUGGGACGAAGUUCGACCUGGAGUUGAUAUCGAAAGUGAGAGUUAACACACAGGCUGUCCUGAAGAGAGCUCAGCACAUCCAAGGACAGAAGAUCCCCAAGAAACAGUGGCAGGCUGCUUGGCUGCUGAAGGCUGUCACAUGCAUUGACCUGACAACUCUGGCUGGAGACGAUACACCGUCCAACGUCCAUCGGCUGUGUAUGAAAGCCAUCCAGCCUAUCCGAUACGACCUGCUCAAGAAGAUUGAUAUGCACAACAAAGGAAUUACUACAGCAGCAGUGUGUGUGUAUCCAUCCCGUGUGGCUGAUGCCGUCACAUCGCUAAAAGCAGCCAAUUCUAGCCUUCCUGUUGCCUCAGUGGCCACUGGUUUCCCAGCAGGCCAGACACCUCUGAAGACCCGCCUAGAGGAAGUGCGCAUGGCAGUGGCUGACGGCGCCACUGAGAUUGACAUCGUCAUCAACCGGACGCUGGCCCUCACAGGACAGUGGGAAGCUAUGUAUGAUGAGAUUUGCAGUUUUCGGGAGGCCUGUGGUGACGCCCACAUGAAGACCAUCCUGGCUAUUGGAGAGCUGGGCACCUUCACCAAUGUCUACAAAGCCAGCCUGGUUGCCAUGAUGGCUGGUUCCGACUUCAUCAAGACCUCCACUGGAAAGGAGGCUGUCAAUGCUACUUACUCUGUUGCCAUAGUGAUGGUGAGGGCCAUCCGUGACUACUUCUUGCGUACGGGCCACAAGGUGGGCUUUAAGCCAGCAGGAGGGAUCCGGACAGCUCAGGAGUCUCUGCUGUGGCUCACUCUGAUCAAAGAAGAGCUAGGCAACGACUGGCUCUGCCCCCUCCUCUUCCGCCUGGGAGCCAGCAGCCUGUUGGCUGACAUCGAGAGGCAGAUCUACCAUCACGUUACUGGGCAGUAUGCAGCCUAUCAUGAGCUGCCUAUGGCCUGAAGCUUUGGACAUCCGGUUUUAAUGACCAAUCAGAACCUCAGAGUCACCACACAAGCCUCAUCCAUUCUUUCAACUACACUCAUGCUCAGUGCAUUGACUUAAGACUGGGACCAAUUUCUUAUUUAUCUGUAGUAACUAAUGUGCCCAUACAGACCCUGUACUUGUGAAACGGGUAUGAACAGGGCAAUAAAUUUGUCGCAGUAUUACUUUACAGAUAAAAUAAACCAGUAUAUCAUGUAUGUCAGUCAGUGUAAUGGAUGAAUUAAACUGAAUGUGUUUCAUGUGAGGCAGGAAGAACUAGUAACUUCGAGUUAAGAAAAUAAAGAGCAAAUAAGAUGAUAUCAAUUUGGUUUUGUCUUUCAUAUCAUGAAAGUCUUAGAUUUAAACUAUGGUCCUUGCUGAGUAUGUACCAUUAGUAUUAAGUCAUUUUUGGACUUGACUGUUAUUCUCCUCUGGUUGUGGACUCAGUAGUCCCAACAAAUUUGUCCACAUCAUCUCACUGCAGGCUUUAACAUGGCUCAUCCUUCUUGUCCACUUAAUUUGUAAUUGGUAAAAUACCUUAUGACCUUAAUAAAACUAUUAGUAGGCACAUAUGUGCUAUACAUUAAAUAUUUAAA